GCGAUACACUGCGCCGGCCUGGCAUCGGAACUUCCAAGGCUGCACGCAGCACGAACUGCACUGCUCUGGCCGUUUUGGAGUAUUCCAUUCACUCGUUGCCAAACCGACUGCAGCACCGCAGACCAGCCCCCCACCAACGGAGGAACCUUCAUUCAACAACACGGCUUUUGAUAGAAGCAGCAAAGAGGCAGCUAUGGCGAUCAUAGAGAAUGUUACUUUUGCCUCCACUCUAGCAGAUGCUAAAUUUGCGCACAUGGCCAGCAGUCCUCGCAUCAAUGGUCUCUUGGCAACUCUUUCAGAACUCAGCGGCUGGACAAUUGCCCUGACCCUACUUGCCGUGAUGGUUGCAUAUGAUCAAUGCAGCUAUCUUUGGCAGAAGGGCUCAAUUCCUGGUCCGGCAUGGAAGAUACCGUUCAUUGGCCCUUUUCUGGAGUCCGUGAAUCCAAAAUUCGACGAGUACAAGGCGAAGUGGGCUAGUGGUGAGCUCAGCUGUGUGUCUGUAUUCCACAAAUUCGUCGUCAUUGCCUCAACCCGCGACAUGUCUAGAAAGGUCUUCAAUUCUCCAGGAUUCGUCAAACCAUGCGUGGUAGAUGUGGCCCACAAGCUACUUGGCAAGACAAACUGGGUUUUUCUUGACGGAAAGGCUCACGUUGAUUUCCGAAAAGGCCUGAAUGGCCUUUUUACACGGAAGGCUCUCGAAACAUACCUGCCCGGACAGGACGCUGUUUACAAUGCCUAUUUUGAGAGGUUUCUAAAGGUCACGGAAGAUGCAAAGGGAAAACCAGUGCCAUACAUGGCCGAGUUUCGUGAAGUCAUGUGUGCUGUCUCGUGCCGAACUUUCGUUGGCUACUACAUAUCGGAUGAAGCUAUCAAGAAGAUCGCCGAUGAUUACUAUAACAUCACAGCAGCCCUGGAGCUAGUCAACUUCCCUAUAAUGAUACCAUUCACGAAGACCUGGUACGGCAAAAAGGCAGCUGAUAUGGUGCUCGAAGAAUUUGCCAAAUGUGCUGCAAAGAGCAAGGUUCGCAUGGCUGCUGGAGGUGACAUAACCUGCAUUAUGGAUGGCUGGGUCAAGGCUCAACUCGACUCGGCCAAAUAUCGCGAACGCCAAGAGAAAGGCUUGUCAAUGGAAGGAAUCGAGAAGCCGUCGCCCAUGCUUCGCGACUUCACGGACUAUGAGAUCUCCCAGACUGUCUUCACGUUUUUAUUUGCGUCCCAAGAUGCUACGAGUAGCGCAGCCACAUGGUUAUUCCAAACUAUGGCCCAGAGACCUGACGUACUCGAUAAAGUUCGCGAGGAGAACCUUCGCGUUCGCGGUGGCGAUCGCAACAAGCCUGUAACGAUGGAUAUUCUGGACGAGAUGGUCUACACUCGUGCUGCUGUCAAGGAACUGCUCAGAUAUCGACCCCCAGUCUUAAUGGUACCAUAUCUUGCAAAGAAAGCCUUUCCAAUUAGCGACACCUACACUGUUCCUAAAGGUGCCAUGAUCAUCCCAACGGUUUACCCAGCGCUUCGCGACCCCGAAAUCUACACAAACCCUGAUAUCUAUGACCCAGAUAGAUACGUCACGGGAGAUGCAGAAAUCAAAGGCGCAAAGAAUUUCUUGGUCUUCGGAACUGGACCUCAUUACUGUCUAGGUCAAGUGUAUGCACAGCUCAACCUGGCUCUCAUGAUUGGGAAAGCAGCAAUGCAUCUUGACUGGGUUCACCACCCAACACCACUUUCCGAAGAGAUCAAGGUCUUUGCCACAAUAUUUCCCAUGGUACGUCGUUUUAAGCUCUCCUUCAUCAUCUAGCCCACUGCUAAUAUAUAUAGGAUGAUUGUCCUUUGACUUUCUCGAAACGAUCUUGAAAGACUGAUUUCAAAUCGCCCCUUUACCGCACCUGAGUUUUCAGGUCAAUCCUGCACGGCCAUGCGAUCCUUUACAGCAUUUGCAAAUGAGGAUGAGUUCUCAAGGCGUUUUGGAGCAUUGGAAAUUAAUAGUCGCCAGGAGAGUAAUAAUCCUUUGUAACAUCAUAUCUAAUACAAAUGCCUCAAGUCGACUUCCUUAAACAAUACGUUCGUAUACCUGUGCUUGUCUCACCUUAGCACUAUUGACACAGGAUGAGGCACGACCUCUGUAUGUACAUACUUAGACUGGUGCUUCAAAUUCUGGACUUACAUCGAGAAAUAAACGCAUGCCUGCAUAGUUGAGAGGGAAGCCACUCGUGCAUCACUUCCGCGAAACCGGUGAACCGCAUUGCCAGAAUGCUUGGGAGUCUUUGCAUUUGGAUUUUUGCUUGACUGUUUGUUAUUCCGAGACGGAGAUAUACAUGAAGCCCGCAAAGCGAACAGCUGGGCUUUGACCAGACUGGCUCAAAUCGUAAGUAUCUCUGCCUGCUUCCUCGGUGGAGAAUCAACAUCUGCAAUUGCCAGCUCUUGACGCGGGGAACACCAGUUGAAGACUCCACUUCUCAAAAGAUGAUUUGUUGCCCAAAUUCGGACUAUACCAGAGGCUAGAGGCGGAGUUGUGCACGGAGUCGUUGGUACUGUCGGCAUCUUUAUUUACGCCGUUAUUUUGUCAUUACUUUGGACACUUGCAAUGACGUGAUUUCUGUUGUCACCGUAGUUGUGACUUAGAAGCAUAACGACGUUCAGAUCAACACGAGGUAGUACCUGCACUAUCACUUUGACAGGAAACC
Molecule: messenger RNA, 2681 nt
Organism: Cadophora gregata
Lineage: Eukaryota; Fungi; Ascomycota; Leotiomycetes; Helotiales; Ploettnerulaceae
Gene: ERG5
Product: RNA polymerase C-22 sterol desaturase, variant 2
Exons: 4
Coding region: 194-1795 (533 amino acids)
Biological process (GO): sterol metabolic process
Molecular function (GO): oxidoreductase activity, acting on paired donors, with incorporation or reduction of molecular oxygen; iron ion binding; monooxygenase activity
Source: RefSeq, a predicted model, not a curated record